This is a messenger RNA of Durio zibethinus, 1023 nucleotides long. Its product is annotated as aquaporin NIP2-1-like. Gene Ontology annotation, molecular function: channel activity. NCBI's taxonomy places the organism in Eukaryota, Viridiplantae, Streptophyta, Magnoliopsida, Malvales, Malvaceae. Gene Ontology annotation, biological process: transmembrane transport. Gene Ontology annotation, cellular component: membrane. The record is from RefSeq and is a predicted model, not a curated record.
AUGGCUACAACUGAUGAUCAUCUAAAUGAGCUUGCCCCAAUGGAUCAAAAUUCAACACCCCAAAAAAAGCCCGAAAUUACUCGUGUUUGCACAUCAUUGCAACAACAGUACCCUCCUGAUUUUCUAAGAAAGGUGUUUGCAGAGCUCAUAGCAACCUACUUGCUUGUGUUUGUGACAUGUGGAUCAGCUGCCAUUAGUUCCAUUGAUGAACAAAAAAUCUCAAGGCUUGGAGCUUCAGUUGCUGGGGGACUUAUUGUAACCGUAAUGAUCUAUGCAGUUGGCCAUAUCUCUGGCGCACACAUGAACCCAGCUGUUACUCUAGCAUUUGCAGCUGCCAGACAUUUUCCAUGGGAACAGGUUCCAUUCUAUGGUGUAGCUCAACUUACAGGAGCAAUCUCGGCAUCAUUCACACUUCGUGUAUUAUUGCAUCCAAUAAAACAUGUAGGCACCACAUCACCUUCAGGGUCAGAUUUUCAAGCUCUAGUCAUGGAAAUAGUCGUCACAUUUUCAAUGAUGUUUAUCACUUCAGCUGUGGCUACUGAUACUAAAGCCAUAGGAGAGCUAGCAGGCAUAGCUGUUGGUUCAGCUGUUUGCAUAACUUCAAUCUUGGCUGGACCAAUAUCAGGUGGAUCAAUGAACCCAGCAAGGACCAUAGGACCAGCUAUUGCUAGUGCUCACUACAAGGGAAUUUGGGUAUAUGUUGUUGGACCAGUGAUAGGAACGUUGAUGGGGGCAUGGUCUUACAAUCUUAUUCGGGCGAAAGACAAUUCGGUGCAUGCAAUCUCUCCACGUUCCUUUUCAUUCAAACUUCGUCAAAUGAGGAGCCAAGAUGGAGAGGUUUAAAACAAAAAACCUUUCAAUGCUCUUUGAGUUUUUAUCCAUUGUACGACAUCAAGGCCAAUCCUCAUUCCUAACUACCUUUUUAUCUUCCUUGAAAGCUUGAUUAUGUAUGUGUUUAGUUGUAUGUUAUAGUAAAUAGAAUGAAGAUUGGAUCAUAAAAUUAUGCUGAAGACUGAAGAAACA